Molecule: messenger RNA, 1425 nt
Organism: Centropristis striata (black sea bass)
Lineage: Eukaryota; Metazoa; Chordata; Actinopteri; Perciformes; Serranidae
Gene: cplx3b
Product: complexin 3b
Exons: 3
Coding region: 367-837 (156 amino acids)
Biological process (GO): regulation of neurotransmitter secretion; synaptic vesicle exocytosis; neurotransmitter transport
Cellular component (GO): SNARE complex; terminal bouton
Molecular function (GO): syntaxin binding
Source: RefSeq, a predicted model, not a curated record
GCACACUCAGUCCGGCGGUGCCUGGGAUUGGGUGGAGGGAGUGGUGGCUGCGGACGGACUCACAGGAUUGGUAGAGUUCAGCGCCAAACUUGUUGACUCAUAACUGAGCAGCUCCACUCCAUCCUUCACGGCGCGGAGCUGUCCAGGGCCAGUGGUGCUGAAACUGCCAGCUUCCGACUCUCAGCUGGAGAGAUUUUUUUCCCCCCGACGGUUUGAUUUCUCCCACCGAGCCUUUAAAAGUUACACGCGCUUUGGUUUAAGCGUCACUUGGAGGAUAUUUCAUCCACCAUCACCGCUCUAUCCAAGAGCGCAUCCAAGCCUUCAACUUCUCAGCCGAUCAGGUAGAGGACUCUCCGAGGCGCAGCCAUGGCUUUUAUGGUGAAACACAUGGUGGGAGGACAGCUGAAGAACCUGACAGGCGGACUGACGGAGGAGAAACCCGAAGCGGAGAAAUCAGAUGCUGCCGCGCAGGGGAUGACUCAAGAGGAAUUUGAACAAUAUCAGCAACAGUUAGAGGAGGAAAAACAGGAACGAGAAGCCAAUUUUGCCCAGAAGAAAGCUGAGAGAGCCACAGUUAGAAGUCAUUUCAGGGACAAGUACAGACUACCAAAGAACGAGGUAGAUGAGACCCAGAUCCAGCAGGCGGGGGAUGAUGUGGUGUUGCCCACAGAGCUGGCCAAGAUGAUCGCUGAGGACAACCAGGAGGAAACACACAAGCAGUCAGUGUUGGGCCAGCUGUCAAACAUCCAGAACGUGGACAUCGACCAGCUGAAAGACAAAGCCCAGGCCACGCUGGAAGACCUCAAAAAGCAGACGGAGAACUGCAGUCUCAUGUGAUCUGCACUCUAAGUCCCACAAGUUUAGAGUCUUACUUGUACUAAUAUUUUUCAAAGGCUGAGCCGCUCUGGAGGUAGACAUAUUCUUACUGCUUUAGCGGAAUUUCAGUUGGCAGAGCCACAUAAUAACAGUUUUUCUAGCUGUGCAAAGUUAUACAGAAGCCCUGCAGAAAAGAAAGAUGAUGAAGCUGAAAUCCAAGACCGGAAAAAAGGAAUUGUAGCUAUAGCGUCACCGAGGUGAGCUGGUUAAGUUAGCUUUCCUGUUGACUUUCAGAUCUCCUAAAAGUCAUGAAUGUCAUCCACAUUUUCAUUUAAAUUAGCUAACUUGCACUCUGAAAGACUUAUUUGGCUCUUACUGUUGAGAUUUAACCAAUUAGAUUAUUUCUGUCUUUAGAGCAACUCCUCCUCUGAGAAAUAUUAAUCUACUAAAUCCUUUACUCCCUUCAGUCCCUAACACCCUCAGUCUCUGUAACUCACGUGACCAGUGAUAGCAAAAUAGGAUCUGCAGAUGAGUUUUCAGGUGUGUGUGUGUGUGUUUGUGUGGUGUGGUGUGUGUGUGUGUGUGUGUGUGUGUGCGCGUGUGUGUGUG